Messenger RNA from Daphnia pulex (common water flea), 1807 nucleotides. RefSeq names its product chymotrypsin-like elastase family member 2A. Gene Ontology annotation, molecular function: serine-type endopeptidase activity; chitin binding. Gene Ontology annotation, cellular component: extracellular region. Gene Ontology annotation, biological process: proteolysis. The coding region runs from base 38 to 1498 and encodes 486 amino acids. NCBI's taxonomy places the organism in Eukaryota, Metazoa, Arthropoda, Branchiopoda, Diplostraca, Daphniidae. The transcript is spliced from 7 exons. The record is from RefSeq and is a predicted model, not a curated record.
AGCGCGUCAUUCGCUCCUGUUUUCAUAGCUGAAUAACAUGUCUGUCAAAAGCAUUAGAUCUAACUUUGUCCUAAUGGUCAUCAGCAUCUGUCUGGGUGUGGCCACUUUGGGUUUCUGUUCGGUUAUUCCGUUGGCGUCUUCAGUUACUAACGUCGUCGUUCAUCCGCUCUCCGUCAAGGGUCUGUCGUCAACAACUUUAAACGAUCCAGCUGUUUCAAAUGUGGAGAAAUCUUCGUUUGCCGAUUGCGGAGUGUCCGAUGAUGUCAACCGGAUGGCCGACGGAAAGAUCGCCGGUGGAGUAGAAACGGCCCCCAACGAAUUUCCGUGGCAAGCCUACCUUCACGUAGAAAUGGAAAGUGGUGCCACUUACAACGGCGGAGGAAGUUUGGUAUCUGAACGAUGGAUUCUCACUUCAGCGAACCUUGCGACAAACAGAAACGGAAAAACAAAGUCGAUCCUCGUCUACCUGGGAUUGCACAAUCGCUCGAGUUUACUCACCGAGGCGAAUGCCAAAAUGUACGAGGGAAAAGGCCUAUUGGUUCACAGUGGAUGGGGUCCAUACACGUUCGAUAACGACAUUGCUCUCGUCUAUCUCGCUACACCAGUGACCUUCACCCAAUACAUCCGCCCAGUUUGUUUGGCCGCUCCCAACGGGCCGAGUUACGCUGGCGAGUAUGCCACCGUUGCCGGAUGGGGUCCCACUUUUGACGGUGCUAGCGGUAGUGUGGUACUCCGCAAAGUGACGGUUCCGGUCAUCUCCAAUGACGGAUGCGAUUGGUACUACAACUUUAUCACAGGAAAUAUGGUGUGCACUAGUAGAGCCAAUGGUAGCGGACCGUGCCAAGGUGACUACAGUGGCUUCGGUGACUUCGGUGACUUCGGUGGGCCGCUGAAUUUCAGACAGCCGAAUGGAACUUGGACACAGAUCGGGAUCGCUUCCUUCCACGGAGGUUGCCAGUCGGGCCGUCCGACCGGCUACACAAGAUUGAGCUCCUAUUCGGCGUGGGUCCAGCAAAUCAUCGCACCAGGGUCCGACUUUAGCACCACCCCUUUGAUGAUUCGGCCGACGACAACAAUUAAAAUUACACCGACAACAACUCAAACAGCUUCGACGGAUGCACCAACCGACGCACCAACCGACGCACCAACCGACGCCCCAACAACAACUCAAACUAUUACCCAGUCAACUUCAACAAAAAGCCCAACAACGACGUCCACCGAGACGACUGUAACGACGACUCAGAAGACAACAACACCAACCACCGAGGCAACAACAACCCCAACCACUACGACAUCCAUUACCAACCCAUCACCGACAACUUUCAGCUGUGCUGGUAAAGCCAACGGCAACUACCCCAAUCCGGAAUCCAGCUGCUCCAAUACAUUUUACACCUGCUCAAACGGCAACGCUUACCUUUUCAACUGCGCUUCUGAUUUGGUUUAUCGGGAGGAAAUUGGCGUCUGUGACUGGCCUUCAAACGUGGCCGGAUGCUAUUAAGAACUGGAAGAUUGUGAUUUUAAAUUCUAAUGUAGUAGACUAGUAGUGUACUCGAUUGUCUUGGCUACAAGUCAAGAUUGUGGACGGGCAGGUGCCAGCAGAGGUCCCUCUUGGUCAUAAAAUGUUUUAGUUGCACUUUGCUUGACGUGUUUAAAGCUCAAAUGUUUUUGAAUUUGAUUGUUUAAACCCACCACCAGAGUUGUGAGAUACAAAACAAGCCUGAUAUGUAGUCGUAAUACAAAAGUGUUAUUUUAAUAAACCCUGCUGGCUGAGUCAACAAAAGCGGCAAGAAUAAACAUUUUCAGUUAA